Molecule: messenger RNA, 1497 nt
Organism: Carcharodon carcharias (great white shark)
Lineage: Eukaryota; Metazoa; Chordata; Chondrichthyes; Lamniformes; Lamnidae
Gene: ccdc43
Product: coiled-coil domain containing 43
Exons: 5
Coding region: 38-679 (213 amino acids)
Source: RefSeq, a predicted model, not a curated record
GACCCCCGCCGCCUCCUCCCACCCACACACACGCAAGAUGGCGGCGCCCAGCGGAGAGGUGGCGGCGUUUGGUGUGUGGCUCAGUAAACGGCUGGAAGAGCUGGAAAUAGACGAGGAUGUUUACGGUUCGUACAUCAACGGAAUCUUGCGGGAAGAAGAGAACGAAGAGGAAAAAUCUGAGGCUCUUCAAGCCAUAUUAUCCGCAUUUAUGGAUGAAGAUUCAUUGGCAAUCAUUUGCAAAGAUAUUAUUCAAAAGUGGUCUGAGACCACAAACAAUACCACACAAGAAAAAAAUGUUGAAGAUGAAGUACAUGCCAUUGCAAGUAUGAUUGAGAAACAGGCUCAGAUUGUUGUGAAACAAAAAGAUGCUUCAGAAGAGGAGAAAUCUAGGAAAGCUGCAGUUCUUGCACAGUAUGCAAAUAUAACUGAUGAGGAAGAUGAAGAUGAAGAAGCCCAUGGAACAAGUGGAUUUAACUUUGAUAGUGAUAAAUCUCUCUUUAAAAACACGAACGUUGAGUCUGUUCUUAUCGCAAAAAAAGCAGAAAGGGAGAAGGCUCGGGGAGAUGCACAAAAGAAGAAGGAGCAAGAUAAACUACAGCGAGAGAAAGACAAGCUUGCAAAACAGGAAAGAAAAGAAAAGGAGAAGAAGAGAACACAGAAAGGAGAACGAAAGCGAUAGAUUGGGGGAAAAAUAGACUGGAGUGUGAAGAUGUUCAGAGCUACAAAGUUUACGACCACAAGUAAUAUGAACUGUGAAACACCAAUGACUAUUUUUUGGGGUGGGGAAGGAGGGGAGUCUCGAAGUGCGAAAAACCAUCUUCCUUCAUAAAAUGCCAAAUUUUUGCAAAUAUUGUGUCAAAAUUGAAAGUUCAAGGUCACAUAGUAAAAAAUCUUGGCUAGGUAUUUUCUGCAUCAUAAACUGCUUAAUUAGGUAUUUCAAAUUCUUAAUGUGUUUCAGUUAGUUGUGUCUAACAAUUAAUUGAAAAUAACCUACACAGAGGAAACUAGUUGAAACACGCUAUGGUGGAACCCCUUCAAUGAAGGAAGAGUUUUGUUGGUUUGGUGAAAUGUAACUAAGAAUAAAGGAUUUUCUGGAGAACUAACAUUGGGAUUUUUUUCGAGGCUUUUUUCAAGCCAGUUUCUGGAUGGCUUUAACCUUUUUUGACUGAAAUUAGACAUCACUUUGGCAGUGAUCUCCCUGUGGAGAGAAAGACGGUUUACAUUUUGGGUUUCUCAGAGACUUGAAAUAUUGACUGUUUCUCUCGCCACAGAUGCUGCCAGAUCUGAGUGUUUCCAGCAUUUUGUUUUUAUUUCAGAUUUGCAGCAUCUGCAGUAUUCUGCUUUUGUUUCACUUUUUAGCAUUUUUGAAGAAUGGUGCACUUUUUAGCACUGAAACUGAAAACAUCUACUGAACUUAGUUGAACUAUUAUUCACUUUUGCUUGGGAAAUUAUUUUUCAUUGUAAUUCAUAAUAAAAGCAAAUUUGUCACCUUGUAAA